GACAACACUUCCCGCUUCAUGUAAGACAUAUCGCUCCCUUGGCUUCUUACAUACCUACCUACCUACCUACCUAUCUACCUAAGCCGUGCAUGUACCGGUCUCGUAGAUCGCUCACCGCCGUUCGCAAGUUCUCUUUGUUAGAGUUUAAGUUUGUGUAGCAGUUAGGUGGUGAUGAUCCGUCUAUCAUGGCGAUGAUGAUGAUGAUGACAACGACUGGAACGGAUAUUCUGGAGAGAACAGUAGACGACCACCUACACACUAGACUUCACACUAGACUACCCAGUCUGCCAGUGUAGCCUACAUUCAACUAAUGAAUCUUUUCUUCUCCCUUCCCCCCUCCCCACUUUCAUAUGCGAGACCCUGAAAAUCCCUCGACCAGGUAUAAAAUUUAUUAUAUUUCAUUUUCAUUUUCUAGUGCCCAUUCCGCGCAUCCCGUCAAUGUAAAUGUAUAUAUGUGCCUAGCACAUUUCUUCCAACCACCUAACUAGGUAGCCAUAGUUACAUUAACAAAACAGCUAGUUUCCCGAACGCGAUAUCGUCACCACAUCAUACCGUCAAGAUCUAGGUCAGCCGUGAGGUAUACCCUAAAACAUACCUAAGUGUCUUAUCUGGUUGAAAGGAGUCGACCACCUCUCUUGGCAAUGGGUUCCCUAAUCCCGGACCGCCAACCCCUCCACGACUCCAUCCCUCCUCUAAUCCUUGGCACGGCCACCUUCAACACGCAGUAUGUCCCGAACCCCUUCGAAUUACCUGCACUGUCUAUCGUAUCACGCGCCCUCGACCUCGGCGUCCGCGCUUUCGAUACGUCGCCGUACUAUGGACCCUCGGAGCUCAUCUUAGGCGACGCACUGGCCCAUCCGUCCGUCACUCGCAAGUACCCUCGUCCUUCUUAUUUCCUUGUCACCAAGGCCGGCCGCAUCGCUGGCGACGUCUUCGACUAUAGCCCAGGCUGGGUCCGGGCCUCGGUCUUGCGUAGUCUCGAGCGCCUGCAUACUUCCUACCUAGACUUGGUCUACAUGCACGACGUCGAGUUCGUCUCUCCGUCUGAGGUUCUGGCCGCCGUGCAAGAGCUACGCCGUCUACGCAUCGAAGGCAUUGUCCGUUAUGUCGGCAUCAGCGGAUACCCAGUCGACACGCUAUGCACGCUCGCCGAGAUGGUUCACCGCGAAACAAGCGAGCCGCUCGACGCCGUGCUGAGCUACAGCCACUAUACCGUGCAGAACACGACACUGGGUGCCGAGGCGAUGUUGCGGUUUGAGCGCGCCGGUGUAGAUGUCGUCCUCAACGCUAGCAUGUUGGGCAUGGGCCUGCUGACGACAAGAGGCGCCGACGCAGGGCCUCUGGCUAAGUGGCAUCCGAGUCCAGAAGGGUUAAGGAAGGCAUGUCAGGACCUUGUGCCUGUCGCGGUAGCUGCGGGUGAAAAGCUAGAGGUCGUCGCAAUCCGCUGGGCUUUAGACAACUGGGCUCGAGUUGGCGCGGGUAGAGGCGGUCGAACCCCGAAGUUUCCUAUCGGCGACCGUGUCGGUGUUAGCGUCAUGGGCAUCUCUACCGUUGCCGAAUUGGAGGAGACGUGUCGUGUUUUUAAUAGUGUGAUGGAGGGUUUGGAAUCUGAGACAACCGACAUCGAACAGAUGAAACGAAGACAAUGGAGCGUAGAUCGACGGCGGAAGAUUCAGGAGGUCGUUGAAAAGAUGUGGGCUGUCCUGGGCCGGUGGAAGGACUACAGCUGGAGUAGUCCCGAUCCUGGCUUCGUCAACGCUAGAAAUCCUACUGAGGCCGCCAAAUCACCGUUAAGCGUCAAUGUCGACGAGUUACCGGUAUUGAGUGUUUGACGCUUCUUUUCUUCCCAAGUCACCUCGUCGUUGGUAUGCAUACACACACACCUUAGUACCAGUAGUCUCUGGAGUUAGAUCUUCUAUAUCUGCGGAUUGAUAAAUGUUCGCAAUAGUCGUAGCCCUGUUUUUAAGACAUCCUAGUAUUGCGAUACUCUGCUGUUAUCCCGACUACAGACUUGGACUAUCAAGUUAUGUUCUGGGGUUGCCUAGGAGAAGACCUAGGAUGAGGGAUCCGAGACCAUGUGAAUUUCCGUGUCUGCGGUGUGUAGUACUAACACGUUGCUCUAAUGGUGCGGUCGUAAUUUGGAGAGUUCACAUAUUCUCCGGCUGCGUGCUUCGAGACGUGAUGUACCCACUUGGGUAUCUAAUUAUAGUGAGUAAUUAAUGAGAUUCAAAUCUACCUCCUACCUAGGUAGGUAGAGAUCCCCCCCUUGAAUGUAUUUUAUGGCGGAAUACUUAUCCCUAACUCAUGGUUUCCACGGUUG
Molecule: messenger RNA, 2320 nt
Organism: Annulohypoxylon maeteangense
Lineage: Eukaryota; Fungi; Ascomycota; Sordariomycetes; Xylariales; Hypoxylaceae
Product: Aldo/keto reductase
Exons: 1
Coding region: 642-1832 (396 amino acids)
Biological process (GO): dehydro-D-arabinono-1,4-lactone biosynthetic process
Cellular component (GO): cytosol
Molecular function (GO): D-arabinose 1-dehydrogenase [NAD(P)+] activity
Source: RefSeq, a predicted model, not a curated record